This is a messenger RNA of Sitodiplosis mosellana (orange wheat blossom midge), 1654 nucleotides long. RefSeq lists its product as uncharacterized. NCBI's taxonomy places the organism in Eukaryota, Metazoa, Arthropoda, Insecta, Diptera, Cecidomyiidae. The transcript is spliced from 6 exons. The coding region runs from base 238 to 1506 and encodes 422 amino acids. The record is from RefSeq and is a predicted model, not a curated record.
UGAGUUGUAUGUUAACCAUCUCAUCUACCAAACGUUGAUAAGAUUAAGUCAAAUUCACAUUUUCUGCAUAUAAUAACCAAAACGUAAUUCAAACUGACAUUUCAAUUUGAAGCGAUCGAUGGUGUUUUACCAAAUUGUCCCUCCAACAUUGAGAAUUAGUUAUUUUAUUCAGAAAAUUUUCAGUUUCAAUUCAAUUGAAUCGAAGAGCUCAUUUUACCCAGAAUUAAGAAACAAAUCAUGGAAGGUUUAGAUAUAAAGGAAAUAUCCGGUGAUCUUAUCAAGACAACGCUUCAACAAGUCGUCGAACAACGAUUGGGAUCAAAAGAUGUGAAAAUUUGGAUCGAAGCUGGCUCCAAGAAAGGUGACCAUUUCAUCGGAGAAAUCUACCGAAUCAUUUACCAACUUGGAAAUGAUACCAACCAAUCGUCUCUGAUUCUGAAAAUUGCCGCACAAAGUGUGAUGCGUCGUGAGAAAUUCAGAUUGGCUUCAUUUUUUGUGCGCGAAAUAAGAGUGUACAACGAGACACUGCCGAUAUUUUACGAGUUCCAGUUAUCAAAAGGCAUCACACCUCAAGUGGAUGGUUUCAAUGAAUAUGCGCAAUGUUAUUCCAUUAUCCAAAAAGAGCUAUCGGAAAGUUUGUUCCUAGAGGAUCUGCGAGUGAAUCAAUUCGAAAUGCUGGAUCAUCGUAAGGAAGACUUAACUUUUGAACAUGUAGCACUCGUAAUGAAAGCGUUGAGUAAAUUGCAUGCAAUCUCAUUUGCAUUGAGGGAUCAACAACCAGAAACAUUUGCAAAAGUAACAAGCAAUUUGGAUGAGCUUUACUAUAGAACAGACAACGUAGAUUUCACAAUAUUUCUGACGGCAAUGGGAAAUCGUGCAAUCAACGCUUUGAAUGAACGGAACUUGAUGGAAUUGAAGAACAAAUUUGCUCGUGCUAUUGAAAAGGGAUUUGAUAAGACCGGUGCAGAAUGCGUCACUGGAAAAUUAGCCGAACCAUACACUGUAUUGUGUCACGGUGAUGUUUGGAUCAAUAACAGUAUGUUCAAAAAAGAUGCUCAAGGCAAACCGAUCGCAGUAAAACUAUUCGACUGGCAGUUCUCGCGAUAUGCCUCGCCCGUUACUGACAUCAUUCUAUUCCUUCUAUCUUGCACACGGAAGAGUCUGCGUGACCAACAUUAUGACGAAUUGAUAAAAAUUUAUUACGAAAGCCUCUCAAACUUUCUUCAAAGAUUGGGCUCGGAUCCGAAUAAGCUUUUCCCAUACGAGGCAUUAUUGGAUCAGCUGAAGCAAUUUGGCAAGUACGGUACACUCACGGGGAUCAUUUUGAUCGCUAUCUUUUCAGCUGAUCCUGAUUCGAUUCCAGAUUUAAGCGAAUUUUCGGAAAGAGUUGAUGAAAAUGAAGGUGAAAUGAAUGAUUUGAUCAAAGUACCAGAAGAGAACCUAGAAGAUUUUACCACCAGGAUUUGCGACUUAAUCGAAGAUUCAGCACGAUUUGGCUACCUGUGAUUGAGAUACACGAUAGCUUCUAAAUUGAGAGAAGAAGAAUUUAGCAGGAAAAAUUGUUUAUGAUUUCUAGUGUUUCAAUAAAGUCUUCCUGAUAAUUGAAUUUUUGGUGGCAUUGAAUUGCCGAACUGACUUAUAUUCGUCAUAAUGA